Messenger RNA from Diplodia corticola, 2082 nucleotides. RefSeq names its product molybdenum cofactor synthesis domain-containing protein. Gene Ontology annotation, biological process: Mo-molybdopterin cofactor biosynthetic process; molybdenum incorporation into molybdenum-molybdopterin complex. Gene Ontology annotation, cellular component: cytoplasm; cytosol. Gene Ontology annotation, molecular function: molybdopterin molybdotransferase activity. The record is from RefSeq and is a predicted model, not a curated record. Bases 1 to 2082 code for a protein of 693 amino acids. Lineage: Eukaryota; Fungi; Ascomycota; Dothideomycetes; Botryosphaeriales; Botryosphaeriaceae. The transcript has 6 exons.
AUGUCGCAACUCACAGCAGCCAUCCUGAUCGUCUCCGAGACAGCCGCAAAAGACGCGUCGAGCGACAAAUGCGGCGACGUGCUCAAAGACGUGUUCCACAAGGACGCGGCCAGCCAAUGGCAUGUACAGGCUUUCGAAAUCGUGCCAGACAGCGUCCUCGACGUCCAGCGAUUUAUCCAGCGCUGGGCAGAUUCCGAAGAUGGCGUGAAUCUGAUAGUCACGAGCGGUGGCACAGGCUUCACUACCAAGGACACCACGCCAGAGGCUGUGAGCCCGUUACUCCAUAAACACGCACCUGGCAUUGUGCAUGGUAUGCUGGCUGCAUCCCUCCAGGUGACGCCUUUUGCUAUGAUGGCACGCCCCGUGGCCGGCGUGAGGAACAAGACUCUGAUAAUCACGCUGCCCGGCUCACCCAAGGGAGCAAGGGAGAACCUGGAAGCCGUAAUUAAGCUCCUUCCCCACGCCUGCAUCCAAGCUGCAGGCGCCGAUUCCCGAACCCUCCACGCUGGGGGUGUGAAGAAGUUGGAGAAAGAGGCAGGAUUGCACUCCAACACCAAACCCGCAGGUGGUGUUUCUGCCACAACAAGAAUUCAGCCUGUUAACUGCUCGCUAGGAGAUAAAGCUGGCCAUCACCACCAUCAUCACCAUCAUGGACACGGUCAUGGCCACGGACACGGAGGCCAUGCAGCGCCCAGGGCGCACACAAAUCCAGAUGAGCACCCCCAGUCUAACGAUCCCAGCCUUGGUCCCACGAGACGUUACCGCCACUCGCCAUAUGAGAUGCUGUCGGUGGACCAGGCUCUAGAGCAGAUUGCGCAGCACACGCCCAAACCAACCGUCGUAACGAUACCGCUCGGUGAGAAAGCUAUCGGUCAUGUACUUGCCGAAGACAUCAAAGCUCCCGAGUCAGUGCCCGCAUUCCGAGCCAGCAUCGUGGAUGGCUACGCCGUGAGGAUUCCCGAGUCCGGGUCCUUCAAGGAGGGCGUAUACCCGGUUGCCCUCAUCUCGCAUGCUCAGGCUGGCGAGAUAGCGCCGCUUGAGGAAGGUAAGAUUGCGCGAAUCACCACCGGCGCGCCUCUUCCCCCGCACGCCUCCGCCGUGGUCAUGGUCGAAGACACGGUUCUCGAGAGCAUGACGGACGGCGACAAGGAAGAGAAGGAAAUCAAAAUCUUGACCUCGGCCAUCAAGCCUGGCGAAAACGUGCGCGAGGUCGGCAGCGAUGUGCGAGCGGGCGACGUGAUCAUGAAGGCGGGCGAGGGCAUCACGGCAGUCGGCGGCGAACUCGGGCUGCUGGCCUCGGUCGGCGUCCGUGAGGUCAAGGUGUACAAGAAACCCGUCGUCGGUGUGCUCAGCACAGGCGACGAGAUCGUGGAGUUUGACCGCCCCGGCGAGCUCAGGUUGGGCGAGGUUCGGGACACGAACAGACCGACGCUCCUGAACGCGGUGCGUUCCACUGGCUUCGAGGCCGUAGACCUCAAGAUCGCGUCGGAUCAGCCCGGCAGCCUCGAAGAGACGCUCCGCCUCGCCCUGCGCCGCGUCGACGUCAUCAUCACCUCGGGCGGCGUGUCCAUGGGCGAGCUCGACCUGCUCAAGCCCACCAUCGAGCGCCAGCUCGGCGGCACCAUCCACUUCGGCCGGGUGAGCAUGAAGCCGGGCAAGCCGACCACCUUCGCGACCGUCCCGUUCAAGUCCGCCGCGGGCGGCGACCACAACGGCACGGUCCGCGCCGUCUUCUCGCUGCCCGGCAACCCGGCCUCGGCGGUGACGACGUUCCAGCUGUUCGUGCUGCCGUCGCUGCACCGCGCGAGCGGCAUCAGCCCCGCCGGCCUGCCCCGGGUGCGCGUCACGGCCGAUGGCGACCUGCGAUGCGAUGGGAAGCGGGCCGAGUACCACCGCGCGCUGGUCGUGGUGAAGGCGGACGGCGGGCUGCACGCGAGCAGCACCGGCGGCCAGCGCAGCUCCCGCAUCGGCAGCUUCAAGGGAGCGAACGCACUGCUGUGUCUGCCGGUGAAGGAUGGGUUCGUGAAGAAGGGCGAGAUGGUAGACGCGUUGAUGAUGGGCCCGGUGAUGAGCGAGCUGUGA